Molecule: messenger RNA, 3808 nt
Organism: Tachysurus vachellii
Lineage: Eukaryota; Metazoa; Chordata; Actinopteri; Siluriformes; Bagridae
Product: serine/threonine-protein phosphatase 6 regulatory ankyrin repeat subunit A-like
Exons: 28
Coding region: 169-3333 (1054 amino acids)
Cellular component (GO): cytoplasm
Molecular function (GO): protein binding
Source: RefSeq, a predicted model, not a curated record
UACGUCCUAACUGCUCGGUUAUGGUGGCGGUAAUGUUGUGGAACCGCAGACCGUGUGUGGGGAACUGAAAUAAACCACAAUAAAGUAACUACCUGGCGGAGGACUGGCUUCUUGCAGGAGAACUAAAGUGAAAAAAAAACGUAUGAAAUCUAACAACGAGCCAAAAACAUGGUGGUUCUCAAAAUCCGAGACCAGCCUUCGUUGUUGAAAGCCAUCUUUAAUGUGGAUCCAGAUGAAGUUCGCGCUCUCAUAUUCAAAAAGGAAGAUGUCAACGUCCAGGAUAAUGAGAAGAGGACUCCCCUCCACGCUGCAGCCUACUUGGGUGACGCUGAGAUCAUCGAGCUUCUCAUUCUGUCAGGAGCAAGAGUAAAUGCCAAAGAUAAUAAGUGGCUGACUCCUCUUCAUCGUGCUGUUGCCUCCUGCAGUGAGGAGGCAGUUCAGGUGCUGCUGAAACACUCGGCUGAUGUGAAUGCUCGGGAUAAGAACUGGCAGACUCCACUGCACGUGGCGGCAUCUAACAAAGCAGUGCGCUGUGCCGAGGCUCUUGUUCCCCUGCUCAGCAACGUGAACGUGUCAGACCGCGCAGGACGCACCCCUCUGCAUCACGCUGCCUUCAGCGGACAUCUCGAGAUGGUGAAGCUUCUGCUGUCCAGAGGAGCCAAUAUCAAUGCGUUUGAUAAGAAGGACAGGAGAGCUAUCCACUGGGCUGCAUAUAUGGGUCAUAUGGAGGUGGUGCGCUUGUUGGUGUCUCACGGUGCCGAGGUGGUGUGUAAGGAUAAGAAGGGCUAUACGCCGCUCCACGCUGCAGCUUCUAGUGGAAUGAUCGGCGUGGUGAAAUACCUACUGGAUCUGGGCAUCGAGAUCAACGAACCGAACGCGUACGGAAACACUCCUCUGCAUGUGGCGUGCUACAACGGUCAGGACGUGGUAGUGAACGAGUUAAUCGAAUCCGGUGCUAACGUCAACCAGGUGAACGAGAAGGGCUUCGCACCGCUGCACUUUACCGCUGCCUCUCGGCAGGGAGCGCUUUGCCUGGAACUGCUAGUGGGAAACGGAGCAGAUGUCAACAUCAAGAGUAAAGAUGGGAAGACGCCCCUCCACAUGGCCGCCAUUCACGGCAGGUUCUCCAGAUCUCAGGCUGUCAUUCAGAAUGGAGCUGAGAUUGACUCUGAGGAUAAGAAUGGAAACUCCCCUCUGCACAUAGCAGCUCGAUACGGCCACGAGCUCCUCAUCAACACCCUCAUGAGCAACGGUGCCGACGUAGCCAAGCGGGGAGUCCAUGGCAUGUUUCCUCUUCACCUUGCUGCACUAAGUGGCUUCUCUGACUGUUGUCGGAAACUUCUCUCCUCUGGUUUUGACAUCGAUGCCCCGGAUGACUUUGGCAGAACGUGUUUACAUGCGGCUGCAGCAGGAGGAAACCUCGACUGUUUAAAUCUUCUGCUCAACGCUGGAGCUGACUUCAACCGGAAGGACAGAUUCGGAAGAACACCACUGCACUACGCAGCAGCUAACUGUAAUUAUCAGUGCCUGUUUGCACUAGUGGGCUCAGGGGCCAGUGUGAACGACACAGACAUGAGAGGCUGCAGCCCUCUGCACUACACUGCUGCCUCAGACAGCGACGCCAAGUGUUUGGAGUAUUUAUUGCGUAAUGAUGCCAAUCCAGGGAUCAGAGAUAAACAGGGCUAUAAUGCAGUGCACUAUGCCUCAGCCUACGGUCACCGCCUCUGCCUCGAACUGAUUGCCAGUGAAACUCCUUUGGAUGUGCUUAUGGAGACAUCUGGGACCGAUAUCCUGAAUGACACCGACGUCCAGGCUCCUAUCAGUCCUUUGCACUUAGCAGGGUACCACGGUCACCAUCAUGCUCUGGAGGUGCUGGUUCAGUCACUAUUGGACCUGGACGUGCGGACCGUGCAUGGACACACGCCGCUAGACCUGGCUGCGUUUAAAGGCCACGUGGAGUGUGUUGAUGUGCUCAUCAACCAGGGAGCCUCCAUCCUGCUUAAGGAUUACACACACAAAAGAACCCCCAUCCAUGCUGCAGCCAUGAACGGUCACGCAGAAUGUCUCCGUCUCCUCAUCAGCAACGCCGGCCAGCCCUCGGCGGUCGACGUCCACGACGGGAACGGACAAACUCCACUGAUGCUGGCGGUGCUGAACGGACACACAGAUUGUGUCUACCUUCUGAUCAGCAAAGGAGCCAAUGUGGGAGCCAGAGACAAGUGGGGCAGGACGGCUCUUCACCGCGGGGCGGUGACGGGGCAUGAGGCAUGUGUGGAGGCACUGUUGCAACACGGGGCCAGUGUGUGUGUGCGAGACAGUAGAGGGCGCUCUGCCAUGCACCUUGCGGCAGCAUGUGGUCACAUUGCGGUGCUGGGGUCUCUGCUGCAGGCUGCACACUCCCAAAACAUCAUGCCGGUCAUCAUGGACCGCUGUGGAUACACCCCACUCCACUGGGCCUGCUACAACGGACACGAUACGUGUGUGGAGGCUCUGUUAGAACAAGAGGCGUUCCAUAGGAUGGAGGGCAACUCUUUCAGUCCGCUUCAUUGUGCCGUAAUCAGUGAUAAUGAAGGUUCAGCUGAGCUGCUGAUUGACACACUCGGUCCUGCCAUUGUUAACGCUACAGACUCCAAAUCCAGGACGCCUCUACAUGCUGCAGCCUACACCGACCAUGUGGAAUGUCUCCAGCUGCUGCUCGGUCACAACGCUCAGGUGAACGCCAUCGACGCCCUGGGCAAAACACCCCUGAUGAUGGCGGCUGAGAACGGGCAGACUAACGCCGUGGAGGUGCUGGUGAGUAAAGCGAAGGCAGACCUCACUCUUCAAGACGCGAACAAGAACACAGCCCUACACUUAGCCUGCAGCAAGGGGCAUGAAACCAGUGCCUUGUUAAUAUUGGAGAAGGUCACAGACAGGAACCUUAUCAACGCCACAAACUCGGCUCUACAGACGCCGCUGCAUGUUGCUGCCCGUAACGGACUUGCAGUUGUGGUGCAGGAGCUGUUGGGCAAAGGAGCGAGUGUCCUGGCUGUGGAUGAAAACGGUUACACUCCAGCUUUAGCCUGUGCUCCGAACAAAGACGUGGCCGACUGCCUGGCGUUGAUCCUGGCCACCAUGAUGCCCGUGUCCCCUGCCAGCACCGGCACUGUCACGAGUCUCGCCUUCAGCGCCAUAAACCACUACUGUAGCCCUUCCAAAACUGUAACCUUUGACCCUUUACCUGGCUUGCGCUCUGGGCAUCCGUCUUACUGCAGCUUCAACAGCCUGGGACGUGAAGAUGGCCUCGUCAUUCACGAUGAAGAAUUUAACGACUCCGAUUCAGAGACUUACUGAGGACUUGGGCUCAUCUCUUUGCUGAAGAUGGUUCGGUACCCGAGUGCCUGGAGAACGCUGAAGACCUGAACGCUGUUGCUGAAUCACAUUAAAGGGGCUUUAGUGCUGUUUCCUUGCUUUGGAAUGAGAAAUGUGACGCUACAAUCUGAAUUUAAGACAUACAGAUGUAAGAUAUACAGACUUGGUAUAGAAGCAAAUGAAAUAUUAUUCUUUGCUUUGAAUUUGUUUUCAGUUCCAAUUUUAUAAUAAGAAGGUGCAGAAAAUUUGGCCGCACAAUCAAUUUCAAAUUUGCUCACUUUUCUAAACACUACUGUACGGCGUUUAUUAGACAUUUUUCUGAAUUUCUCUGAAAAUUGAAUUGUAAACUCUUGAAUUUUGAAUUUCGUGAGCUGCAGAAGAGCAAACCGAAACUGAAUGUCAUGUUUAAAGAUCAUUCUGAAGAAGCGUGUAUAUAAUAAAUUUCAUUUGUUCAGUA